Messenger RNA from Westerdykella ornata, 2107 nucleotides. RefSeq lists its product as uncharacterized. The transcript has 4 exons. Lineage: Eukaryota; Fungi; Ascomycota; Dothideomycetes; Pleosporales; Sporormiaceae. The record is from RefSeq and is a predicted model, not a curated record. The coding region runs from base 17 to 1645 and encodes 542 amino acids.
CGAUACCGUAUUCGUUAUGGCAAUUACUCUUCCGGAUGAUGUAUUGCAUUUGCUGUGUGAAGAGCUUGCUUCACAGGAGCAGUUCGACACCCUCUUCAAUUGCGCAUGCGCUAGUCGUGGUUUUGCGGUACCCGCAUUAACACACCUUUAUCGCUCACAUCAUUUGGCUCCUGUCCGCGGCGGGGGAGACGAUGAGACCAUCCUCAUAUCCACAAAGCAGCUGCUGACCCAAAAAUGGUCUAUAUUGUGGAAGUCGAUUAUUGCAUCGGCCCUGGAGGCGACAUUAUUUCCAUAUUGUCGUUAUAUAAGAGUGCUGGAUCUUCGCGAUCUGCGGAACCUUUUCGAGGAUGACCACUUUCGAGCAAACGUAUCAACGGAGUUCUUUUCAGGGCCCAUGGUUCGGUUUCACUUGACAACGGGAGACACCAGGCGGCGUGCACGACUCGAUUUAGCAGCUAUCAUCGACUUCGUGGGAGAAGUGGUGACUCAGCACACUCCUAUGCUUGAGACCAUUAGUGGACAGCUGGAUUCCCAUGCCCUAGUUCGAUGGGCCCCAAGGUUACCGCGGCUCCACUCUUUGGAGUUAUACGACCUGAGCCCUCUGGAGGACGAGGGUGUUGAUGCAGCGAUAUCUCAGAAUUGUCCACACUUUAAUUCACUCAGCAUCUACACCAAAUCGCCCUCGGGUGGUGAUCACGAUCGUAAUCUGGCGCGUUUCCUUGAGUCACUCCCCCAACAGUCCUUGGAAAUGUUUGAGAACAUAGGAGAUAUUGAGGCAGGAGCUGAAACCUUUGCAGCACUCAACGCUCAUGGUGAGUCUCUAAAAGACUUACGGCUCUGUGUCUCUUCAGAGGCCCUGCAGCAUCUGUCAAUUCUGAGCAGGUGUACCGGCCUUGAGUCAUUGCGCAUUGAGGACUCAGACAGCCGGACCCACCUGGACUUUACCCAGAAGAAGGCUUCCGAAAUUAGCGAGUGGCUCAAGAAGUGUAAGAAUCUCCGGAACCUAAGCUUCGUCAAAUUCCCCUUAGCUUCCAUUGUUGCCACUCCCGUCUUGUUGCAGGACGACAUACAGUUGAGGCGGCUCGACAUUGACUGGUACAUUUUGAGAGACUCCCGGGUUUUCCACCAGGCACUGGUUAAUAAGCGUGCCUCCCUACAGUUUCUCUCUCUCAAUGGCGACACAGAAGGAAUGUUCCGGGACGACGUGGACGCCUUGGUCGACUCGUUGAAGCAACUGACUGAGCUACGGAGUCUCAAAUUAGUUCUGAUGAUAGAGAUUCUUCAUGAUGAGCACAUCAUCUCCAUCAUUGAAAACCUUUCUCAUCUCGAAGAUCUGUACGUUACCGGAAUGGAGAUGAACGACAUCACCUUGGAAAGCGUGGCGAAAUUGAGGAACUUGAGGAGCGUUGCGUUUUCAGGAAUCUCGAGAUUUACCUUCGAGGGCCUGCUCAACUUUGGGACUUGCCUUGGGCCUGGAAAUCGAGGCAUCCGCGUUAUGAUUGACAUGGCGGAUCCCGACACUCUACUUUCCGACGAGGAAAUUACUAUAAUACGGAACAACCUUGCCUCACAGGUCGGCGGCAGCUUGGAAUACACCCCAUUCAGAGAUCCUAACGUCUCUGAGUUUGAGACCGAUUCGGAUUGAUUAAGACGUGUUUGCAGGGCUCUUAUAGAUAACAACCCUAGGUUUCCAAAUGCCUUGGUAUCUAGGAGAGACCGCUCGACAUUGGUUUAUUUCCUGCAGGUUCGGUGAAUUGGGAAUGCAGAAUAUAUGAAACUCUGUAAUUACGUGAGCCCCAUUCUGUCGAAGUUUGACUCAAGCGCAGGACCUGACUUCCCAUUUUUCUGUCCCGGCGGCUGGUAGUAGAGUGAGUGUGCUGAGCAACUGGCUCUCCCUGCCAUUGAAGAUCGCAAAUUUGGAAACGGGUCCUUUGAUAACGUAUAAAGCUUUUAUAACCUGCGGUCGUACCUUUUCUGAAGUUGUCUCCACAAAUAAGGCAUGGUUACGCUUGGUGGACAGGAGAAGUCGACGUCCAUUCGAGGGCAGCAUAUGCAUAUGACGUGGGUUCGCUUGUGAGGUGCGGUGGGGUCUACAAAGAAUUUCGCC